CUGUCCUGAACUACUAACAGAGAAUCAGCAUUGCUGGGGUGGUAGGAGUGAGUAGUGCAGUUUGCUUGAAUCGAAACAACUCCCAAACUUCAGGAAAAUCAAGCAGCAGUGUUGCAUAGAAAGCUUCAGCCAUGGAUGCUGCUUUUCAGAGUAAGAAUGCUGAAAAUGUGAAGAGGUCAAUAUAUAUUGAGGAAAAGUCUACCAUUGGUGAUGAAGUGACUCUCAUUUUCUCAUUAAAGGAAGAAGUUGGUGCUUUGGCCAAAGCCUUGAGACUGUUUGAGGAAAAGGGUGUGAAUCUCACUCACAUUGAAUCCAGGCCUUCCCGCAUCAAAAAGGGACAGUAUGAGUUCUUCAUUGACCUGGACUGUAAAGAUAUCACUUGCCUUGAGGAGAUCCUCGACAGCUUGCAACAAGAAAUCAGUGGCACUAUUCAUGAAUUAUCACGGGACAAGAUAAAGGACACAGUUCCAUGGUUUCCUCGGACAAUUCAAGAUUUGGACAGAUUUGCGAACCAGAUCCUAUCCUAUGGAUCAGAACUUGAUGCUGAUCAUCCUGGUUUUACAGAUGCUGUGUAUCGAGCUCGUAGGAAGGAGUUUGCAGACAUUGCGUAUAAUUAUCGACAUGGCAAUGUGAUUCCCAGAGUGGAGUACACAGAGGAUGAGAUAAGAACCUGGAGUAUUGUCUAUCGAGAGCUGAAGACCCUCUACCCAACUCAUGCAUGUCAUGAACAUAAUCGUGUCUUUCCACUGCUGGAACAGUACUGUGGCUAUCGGGAGGAUAACAUUCCCCAACUUGAGGAUGUCUCCAAGUUCUUACAGUCUUGCACAGGCUUCCGUCUGCGCCCAGUGGCUGGCCUCUUGUCUUCCCGGGAUUUCCUGGCAGGUCUGGCAUUCCGUGUCUUUCAUUCUACACAAUACAUCCGACACGGAUUGAGACCGAUGUACACGCCAGAACCGGACGUGUGUCAUGAAUUGCUAGGGCAUGUGCCACUCUUUGCUGAUCCAAAAUUUGCCCAAUUUUCACAGGAAAUAGGACUUGCAUCUCUGGGUGCUCCGGAUGAAUAUGUUGAGAAGAUUGCUACGGUUUAUUGGUUCACAGUGGAGUUCGGUCUCUGUAAGCAGAAUACCGAGAUUAAGGCAUAUGGCGCAGGGCUACUGUCAUCCUUUGGAGAGCUGCAGUAUUGCCUAACAAAUGAACCAGAACUGCGUCCCUUUGACCCAGUAAAGACAGUUGAUCAGAAAUAUCCAAUCACUAAAUUCCAACCAAUCUACUUUGUUGCUGAAUCGUUUGAAGAUGCAAAGGAGAAAGUGAGGAAAUUUGCUGAAACAAUCCCUCGGCCCUUCUCUGUCCGUUAUAACUCUUACACCCAAAGUAUUGAAGUUCUGGACAACAUUGAACAGCUAAAGAACCUGGUUGACAACAUCAGCAGUGAAAUGGGAACUCUCUACCAUGCCCUCAGGAAACUUCAGUGAAAACGGCAAAUCAUAAUUACUUCCUGUAAAAGCCAAGUUAUCAAUAAGUGUGCGGGAACUCUUUAAAAUUGUACAGAAUGAGAACAGUGUAUUCAGCCACCAACCUGAUCACUUAUGCCUACCCAUCUCAUAUACAUUGUGUGCAAUUUGCCCCAUUCAACCCACUCAAUUUUCCAAGUGAGGUAGCCCAUUUUAGGGAAAACUUUGAAGAAGUUAGAGUCCUGUGACAUUUAUUUCCAAUUCAAAAGGUGAUUGUAAGGAUAUCAAUCUAACCUUGCAUCACCAAUUCUUUCAAGUUGACUAAUAAUAUUCCAGGGGUGAUACAUCCACAGUCCCGAGGUAUAAAAAGGCAUGUUGGAGGUAUUGCAUCUUUAUUGACAACCAUUCUAAUUCUUUGUAACUUGCAUUUUAUUCAUUUGCUUAUAUAGCAUUGAAGGCGAUUAUUCAGGUGUCAUAUCAUUGCUGCUUUGUUGAAAGAGAUGCUUAAUUAUUUUUGCCCAAGUAGUAGGAGCCCUCAUAGACAUGACGCUUUUUAAAAAAAAUUUCAAAAGUUUAUCGAAUUCAAAAUUGAAGGUGCGUAUUGAAUCAAUUUCCACUAUUUGUUCAGGCAAUACAUUCUAGAUUAGAUUAGGUUCAAUUAGAUUCCCUACAGUGUGGAAACAGGCCCUUCGGCCUAGAUCACAGCAACUCAAUGUGUCAAAUAAAAUGUAUCUUCAUCUUC
Molecule: messenger RNA, 2193 nt
Organism: Chiloscyllium plagiosum (whitespotted bambooshark)
Lineage: Eukaryota; Metazoa; Chordata; Chondrichthyes; Orectolobiformes; Hemiscylliidae
Gene: pah
Product: phenylalanine hydroxylase
Biological process (GO): L-phenylalanine catabolic process; L-tyrosine biosynthetic process
Molecular function (GO): iron ion binding; phenylalanine 4-monooxygenase activity
Source: RefSeq, a predicted model, not a curated record